Onthophagus taurus is the source of this 1000-nucleotide messenger RNA. RefSeq names its product trypsin-7-like. The record is from RefSeq and is a predicted model, not a curated record. Gene Ontology annotation, molecular function: serine-type endopeptidase activity. Gene Ontology annotation, biological process: proteolysis. Lineage: Eukaryota; Metazoa; Arthropoda; Insecta; Coleoptera; Scarabaeidae.
UAUUUAAAGAAAAAAAGUUUUAAAAAAUCAAGUGGAAAAUGGAACAGUAUAUAAACCAAGCGGAAUUGAUCGUAAAGACACAGUACAUUCAAGAUGUUCCGUUUUGUAGUACUUUCUUGCUUCUUAGCUUCGGCUUUAGCCUUCAGCGAUCUUCCAAUACUUGAUGGUAGAAUUGUUGGUGGCGAAGAUGUCGAAAUCGAAGAUUACCCAUACCAACUUUCCCUCCUUUACUAUGGAAGCCACAUUUGUGGAGCGUCCAUUGUUUCAACAAAAUGGGCCGUAACAGCUGCUCAUUGCACCGAUGGUUCUUCAGCUUCCAUGUUGAGCGUUCGCGCUGGUUCUUCAAUCCGUGGAUCAGGAGGUCAAGUUGUUAACGUUAGAGUGAUCCAUCAAAACCCACAAUAUGAUUCUUCUCUAAUCGAUUAUGACAUUUCCAUUUUGGAAUUGGCCUCAGAUUUAACUUUUGGAUCAGGAGUUAAUGUCGUUGGUUUGCCAUCUGUGGGUGAAUCAAACCCAGUUGGUGAACUAGCCGUUGUUAGCGGUUGGGGAACUUUAACUGAAGGGGGAAGUUCUCCAUCUCAACUUCAAGCUGUUCGUGUAACUGUUGUUAGUAAUGCUGCUUGUGGUGAAGCUUAUGGUAGAAAUAGCAUCACCGAUCGUAUGAUGUGCGCUGGAGAAUCCUCCGGAGGAAAAGAUGCUUGCCAAGGUGAUAGUGGUGGCCCAUUGGUUGUUAAUGGCAAACUUCACGGUAUUGUUUCUUGGGGUUAUGGAUGUGCUCGUCCUUCUUAUCCAGGAGUUUACGCCAGCGUUCCAAAUCUUCGUUCAUACAUCACCAACGUUGUUGGAAUUUAAAUUCUACUUUUUUUGAAUCAAAAAAUUUAUAAAAUAAAACGUUUUUAAUUUUAAUUCCUUGAAAUUACGAUGUUCCACAAAUCUUUGUGUCAUAAUGACGACUAUUUUAUCUUAUCUUAAAGUUUAAUUAAAGAUUUUUAUCAUACAA